Molecule: messenger RNA, 647 nt
Organism: Moneuplotes crassus
Lineage: Eukaryota; Ciliophora; Spirotrichea; Euplotida; Euplotidae
Source: the annotation of a GenBank genome assembly
CUACAACAAGUGUUGAGAUGUUUACCUCCAACCCUGCUGAGGUCCAAUUCGAUGUGGUUAUGCACCAGCAAAUUCUUUUCUUGGCCAACAAUUUCUGCCUGUGUCCAGGUGCUAGAAAGGUUUCGACUGAUAGCGUAUUGGACACAAGCACCCAAGGUGAAGAUUUGGUGAUUAAACAACCAUCUCGGACUAUAAAAUCAAGGAAGAAGAAUAGAUUGCUCAAGUCAAGGAAUACAAAGGAAGGUCUGUUCCAGCUACAGCGAAUCUUAGAUAGUUAUGCUGGAACUGAGGAACUAGUGGUCGCAAGAUCAGCAAAAUCUAAAAACAAUACUAGACUUCACAAAUCUGGAAGAAGGUCUAGUUACAUAGGGGUAUCUAAGAAUGGAGAUGUCUGGCAAGCCCUUAUAAUGAUUGACAGCAAGAAGACCUACAUUGGGUCCUACCAUACUGAAAAGGAAGCUGCUAUGGCUUAUGAUUUCUUCUCAAUUGUUCUCAAGCAACUUGCUGCGAAGACAAAUUUCGAUUAUUCAUUGACAUUACUCAAGAAGAUGGUCCAUAACUAUCAUUCAAAUGACCAAGAGUUUGUCCCUUCUGAGUGACUAUAAAUUCUAUUAUUUAAUUAACAUUAUUUCACCAUAUCACUCUCU